Molecule: messenger RNA, 3285 nt
Organism: Tinamus guttatus (white-throated tinamou)
Lineage: Eukaryota; Metazoa; Chordata; Aves; Tinamiformes; Tinamidae
Source: RefSeq, a predicted model, not a curated record
AUGGACAAGGAGAAGCUACUUCUCAGCUACGAGGCUUGGAUACAGAACUACGAGGGGAGCGACCCGCUGGAGGCGUGGGACAGGUAUGUGCAGUGGAUAGAGGCAUGUCUUCCCAGUCAAGAAAAGCAAAAGUUGCUGCCCGGUGUCCUGCAGCAUGUUGUGAAGACCUUUCUCAAUGACAAGAGGUACUGCCAGGACCCAAGGUUUAUUACCUGCUGUAUAAAACUGGGGGAAUUCAUCACUCCUCCUGGCCAAUAUUUUGACUACCUGUGCGGACAGGGAAUUGGUGCCAAGACAUCUGCUUUCUAUGUUGCCUGGGCUCAGCAUCUUGUCAAUGAAGGCAAUGUGCAGAAUGCUGGGACUGUCCUUCAGAGAGGGCUUCAUAAUCAGGCACAACCAAUAGAGAGCUUGCAGCAGAUGUACUGCCGGCUGCAGAAUUAUGGGCCUCAGAAUCCUCCUUUGACGCAAGUAGCUGUUGAUAAAAAACCACUUCAAACUUCCCAGACUGAAAAUCAAAUGACUGCUCAAAAUGAUAUUCCAAACCUUAAUGAUCCAGCACGUGUUUGUGAAAAUCAGGGUCCUGAUUCUGCUGGUACUCAAUCCUGCUCUUCUAGUGGAACAGCAGAAGUAAAGUAUAUUACGUACCUCUCCAAAUCUGAAGUUGUUCCAAAGUCAUCUUCAACUGUUGCUGAAUGUGAGCAGGUUGCAAUGUAUGUUAAAAGCCUGCUCAUCUGUGAAGGCUCUGAACUUUCAUUUGAGGAAGUAAGAGCCAAGAUAUAUUUCAAGAAAAGUGAGCACCUGAGAAGACAAAAAGAAUUGGAAGAGGAAGAGAGAGAGUCCAGAAGGAAGAAAGAAGCAGCUGUCCUUGAACUGCAAGUCCUGGAGCAGAGGCUGGAAGAGCUCACUAGGCUCACCAAAAGCUCGCUGGAAACUAAACCGGAGCAGUCAUCUGCAGCAUCAGUUGAGCCAAGGCAGACAGUGGUACCUCCACAUGUGAUGCAUGGUGCAGCUCUGCAGAACAGGACAGCAUCUUGUCAAAGCUCAGAUCUGCAAACCCCCUGGGGUCUGGUGCCAGAGCGGAUUCAAUCAAGGACUUUAUCAUCUACUCUUCCUGCCCCAUGCUCUAUUGAACCAGCUGGCCACCAGAGGACAUCAACUUCCUUGUUGGAAACAGCAUAUAAGGAGGGCACAAUCAAAACUCAGCCAGAGCUUGGAGAGCUCCAGAACAGUUUGUACUUGCAGUUCAAUAAUGUUUCAAUUCAGCAGCAGACACAUCCAGACAUGACUCGCAAUCGGAGCACUGGAAAACAGCACUCUAACGAGAGAUCUGCUGGACUAACUGCUACUGUGGACAUGAAAGAAGCAUCUAGAAUUGGGAAUUCUUCCUCUGCGUCUGGAAAUGCUUCCCAGGCUACACCAAACACUUCCCUGGGAGGACUGAUGCAGGCCACACCAUUCAAAGUGCAACCUUCCCCUACAGUUCAUACAAAAGAAGCACUGGGUUUUCUAAUGGAUAUGUUUCAAAAACCCAUCUUGCCUGAAUCAUCUCUUCUUGAGGAAAGUGAGGAGGAAUUUGAAGCCUUUGCCAGAAAAAGUGAGCCUGACAGAAGCCUGAAAUUUAAUGACCUUGCUCCUGUUGUGCCUAUUUUUUCAAUCUUUGAAGAUGAAAAUGAAAAGGAGAACAGCAGGAUUCCACAGCAUAAGAAUGAGUCGGAAAAGCCCAGAACUACUCAAGAAUGUCCCUUGACGGACUGUACAGCACGUAUGGAAGAAGAAAUACAGAUACCAGAGUUCUCAAAGGAUGAUUACACAGUGUGGUGUGCACCAUAUAGUAAUAAACCCUUGGCUUUGAGUCCAAAUAACACAAGAGACUUUGCACAAGCUGCUCAGGUUGUAUCAACGCCAUUCAAUCACUUAUCAACUCAUUCACAGCAAGCUUUGGAGAAAAAAGGCUGUGGGGAUGACUUGCUGCAAAUGAAUCUGGAAACUUCUGAAGCACCAAAGCAGCAGACAAAAUCUAAGGAACUGAGCCCUGCUCUUGAAUGCCUUGCAGAACAAGGACAGCUACAAGGAAACACCAUCUCUACAACUGGUUCUCAAAAAAUACAUGAGCAAAUUGCACCUAAUAGGACUGAAUGUUUCCCAUCUGUCGGGGUGGACAAAACUUCCCAUGAAGAGCUGUCUGGAUCUCAUCAGGACAGGACAGACAGGAGCUUUAGGAAUUCAGUCCUUGUUGAGAACCCUUGGGAUGAGAAACUGAUUUGCGAACUCUUAUCAAAGCUUCCUAAACCCCUCAGUACCUAUGCCAACUAUUUUGAAUGGAAUUCUGCUCUUCCAUCCGUCAAACCAAAGACUAGACUCCCACUGGGUUCUAAUUUAUUCCAUGUGGAUUGCUUGCUUGGAGAAGGAGCUUUUGCUCGGGUCUAUCAGGCUUGUAUACUGGAUGCAAAUAAUCCUAAAAACAAUCAGAAAGUAAUAUUGAAGGUCCAAAAACAGGCAGGUUUUUGGGAGUUCUAUAUAGCAACACAACUGGUAGAAAGACUUAAUCCAAGCAUACGCCAUCUGUACAUCCACUUCUAUUCUGCUCAUUUCUUUCAAAAUGGGAGCGUUUUGGUUGGUGAACUCUACAAGUAUGGCACAUUGCUGAAUGCCAUAAACAUUUACAAAAAGCUUCCUGAAAAGGUGAUGCCUCAAGCGCUUGUAAUCUAUUUUGCUGUAAAAAUUCUUCAUAUGGUAGAAGAGCUCCACAACUGCCAGAUCAUUCAUGGUGACAUUAAACCUGAUAAUUUUAUCCUCGGAGAAAAUUUUGUGGAGAAUGAUGCAUGUGAUUUAGAUGGUCUCUCUCAUGGCUUGACGCUGAUUGAUUUGGGACAGAGUAUAGACAUGAAACUCUUUCCUGAAGGAACUGCAUUUACUGGACGUUGUGAAACAUCUGGAUUUCAAUGUGUUGAAAUGUUGACACAGAAACCGUGGAACUACCAGACAGAUUACUUUGGCAUCGCAGCGACUGUCUACUGCAUGCUCUUUGGUACCUACAUGAAAGUGAAGAAUGAAAACGGUCUCUGGAAACCUGAGGGAGCCUUCAGAAGGGUUGCCAAUGCCAAAUUGUGGAUAGAGUUCUUUGACAGCAUCCUGAACAUCCCCAACUGCCAUAGCCUGCCGGCCUUGGGAGUCCUGCGUGAAAAGCUGAAGGAUUUGUUUUGCACAGCAUAUGUCAAAGACAUCAAACUCCUUCGGAACAGACUUGUUGUGUUGCUCAUAGAAAACUUAUGGUCACGAAAGUGA